Aureobasidium uvarum is the source of this 2385-nucleotide messenger RNA. NCBI's taxonomy places the organism in Eukaryota, Fungi, Ascomycota, Dothideomycetes, Dothideales, Saccotheciaceae. The record is from the annotation of a GenBank genome assembly.
AUGGACAAGAUCAAAAUCUCAAAGGUCGAGAAUGUGACGCUUCACAAGAAGAAUGUCCAGGUCAUAGGCACCCUCCAUAUCUCCACCCACCACUUGAUCUUCGAGCAUCGUCCAGAUGCGUCCGCCAACUCCCAAGCCCCGGCCAAAUCGCAAGGCCGCGUCAAAGAGAUGUGGAUCACAUACCCCAUGAUCGCGUCCUGCGUCUAUAGACCCAUGCCCGCCGUCCUCCGACAAGACCAUGCCAUUCGCAUACGCUGUAGAGACUUUACCUUUGUCGCCUUCCAUUUCUCCCAAGAAACUCAGGCCCGCAGCGUCUACGACAGCAUCAAGGCCUUGACCUGUGGGCUCGGUUCUUUCAGCAAGCUGUACGCUUUCACCUAUGAUCCUCCUCCAACUGAGAAGAACAUCAAUGGUUGGCAAAUCUACGAUGCUCGCAAGGAGUUCAAGCGCAUGGGCAUCUCUCCCAAGGGUGCCGACCGAGGCUGGCGCUUGACUGAUAUCAACCGUGACUACGAAGUACGCGGCCAACCCUUUUACUUUGCCGUUUCAUCUACUGAUACCCUACAGUAUUCGCCCACUUACCCUUCGCUAUUGGUUGUUCCGUCUUCAGUGUCCGACAACGUCCUCAAACAUGGAAGGGAAUACCGUUCGCGCUACCGUAUACCUGCUUUAACCUACUUGCACCCUGUCAACAACUGCUCCAUCACGCGAAGCUCACAACCAAAGUGUGGCAUUUUUCAGAAAGAGAGAAACCCCCAGGAUGAACGACUGGUCGCUGCCAUCUUCUCCACUUCAAGACCUAUGGCUGGCGCCGGCAUGCCCAUCCUCGACGAUGACGGCCAACAAUUUGAUCCGGACAUGCAGGAAAGCCCAGAUCCUCCACGGGUCAAGCCCCAGGCCAGUGCAGAUAAUGUUGCCAAUCAGCCCACCGACAAGAUCUAUGGAGCUCAGCAAAGAAACUUCAUUGUGGAUGCCCGCCCACAGGUCAACGCUGUUGCCAACCAAGCUACGGGAAUGGGCUCAGAAAACAUGGAAUUUUACAAAGACGCGACCAAGGAGUAUCUUGGUAUCGCCAAUAUCCAUGUCAUGAGAGACUCUCUCAACAAAGUGGUCGAGGCUUUUGCCCACACCGACUACACCGAAUUUGGCCCAAACGAAGAUCUCCUCGCCAAGAGCAAGUGGCUCGAUUACAUCUCCCUAGUCUUGCGCGGCUCCAGUCUAGUAGCUCGGCAGGUGGGCAUCAACCAUUCCCACGUCCUCAUUCACUGCUCGGAUGGCUGGGACCGCACCAGUCAGAUCAGCGCUCUGAGCCAGCUUUGCUUGGAUCCAUAUUACCGCACCCUUGAAGGCUUUAUCGUCUUGGUGGAGAAGGACUGGGUGUCUUUCGGACACAUGUUCCGUCACCGAUCAGGUUUUUUGAGCAGUGAGAAGUGGUUCGAGAUUGAAAAUGAGCGUGUCGGAGGCAAUCGCAAGGCUGAUAAUCCCACUGCAAACAGCGGCAAUGGUAACGCCUUUGGUAACGCGUUUUCCACCGCUAGAGGUUUCUUCACCAAGAAGAAUGACAGUAGGGAGUCUUUCGAUGUAAACGAUGCUGGUGAUGGUACAUCUGUUCCAGCUCCAACUUCAAAAGCUGCCAAACACGCUACCACCAACGUCAAGGAAACGAGUCCGAUCUUCCAUCAGUUCUUGGAUGCAACUUAUCAAAUGCUUCGACAAUAUCCUACCAGGUUCGAGUUCAACGAACGAUUCCUGCGCCGCUUAUUCUACCAGCUGUACUCAUGCCAGUAUGGCACUUUCCUUUGGGACAGCGAGCGCGAUAGAGUUGAGGACAAAGCUUACGAGAGGACGAGAAGCGUAUGGGAUUACUUCCUCUCUCGUCGAGACAUGUUCAUCAACGAACAGUACGAUCCCACCAUUGACGACAAUACCUCUGGAAGGGAGCGCAUCAUUCUUCCUGACACCACCCAAGUCAAGUGGUGGCACGAAUUGUUUGGCCGUACAGACACUGAGAUGAAUGGGACCGCCUACGCACCCACUGCCAGCCUGCCGAAAGAACCGAGAGAUCCGAUCGUGACAGGUAUAGAGAACUCGGAGAUUUCUAUAGGGUCUGCUGCAAAUGGUGGCAGUCUUUCUGGCCAGACCGCAAGCGCUUUUACUAAUGGCGCCGCACGUCUGACUGCUGGAUUGGGCAACCUAAGUUUGGGAAGGAACAGCGCAAGCGCACCCAGCAGCCGGCCUCAAUCUCCACCGACCAACGAAUUCCCGCCUGCGCAUAACAUCGACGAGAAGACAAAACCGGCGGCAUCCAACGAGUCAGACACAACUACAACCGGUCGACUCUCAUUUUCAGCGUUUGCACGAGACAAUGCUUUUAGGGACAACUAG